AUGGAUGAUCGCAUGUCUGCUAACGCUUGGAGUUCUAGGAUGCGCCAAAAAAACAGAAGGAAAUUGUUUCCCAAGAACGUAGGGGAGGAGGUCUUGGGUUGGAGGAGAAGGUGGAGGUGGACUAGGUGGUGGUGCAGGCCUGGAGGAGGUGUUGGUGGUGGAGAGGGUGGGGGUUCAGGUCAUGGUGGUGGAUUUGGAGUUAGAGAAGGUGGCGUUGGAGGAGAACUUGGUGGUGGAGUUGGUGGAGGAGGUAUCGGAGGUGGUUCUAGACAUGAUGGAGGAUUUGGAGCCGGAGGUGGUGUAGGUGGUGGCGCUGGAGGAGGUGGUGCAGUUGGAAGCAAAGUUGCUAAAGGAGUAGGAGGAGGCAAAUUUGGAGGUGGUGGUAGAGGUGGAGUAGGAGAAGGAUCAGGUCAUGGUGAUGGUUUUGAUGCGGGUGGACGGGUAGGUGGGGCAAGGGGAGGAUUAGGGGAGUAA
Molecule: messenger RNA, 474 nt
Organism: Capsicum annuum
Lineage: Eukaryota; Viridiplantae; Streptophyta; Magnoliopsida; Solanales; Solanaceae
Product: glycine-rich cell wall structural protein 1-like
Exons: 3
Coding region: 1-474 (157 amino acids)
Source: RefSeq, a predicted model, not a curated record